Fukomys damarensis (Damara mole-rat) is the source of this 2187-nucleotide messenger RNA. RefSeq names its product coiled-coil domain containing 173 (gene Cfap210). The transcript is spliced from 9 exons. The record is from RefSeq and is a predicted model, not a curated record. Bases 95 to 1735 code for a protein of 546 amino acids. Lineage: Eukaryota; Metazoa; Chordata; Mammalia; Rodentia; Bathyergidae.
GCUAAGCAACCAAGGGCCUGGGAAACACUGCAGGCUUGUUUUCGCUCUACACUAGUCUAUCCAGGUCUUGGCGCAUUGUGGGCAAGUAGCUGAGAUGCUGGUGCGGUUUGGACGGCGCUCCGGACAGGCGAGAAAAAGCAAGGAAAUAAGGAACUCUGAAGACAGUGACGUUUCCUACCCACCUCUUCUACCUUGCAAAGUGGAUCUCCGGCAGGUCACCAUAAUUCCACACGAUGAGUGGAAAAGGAUUCAGGAUAGCCUGGGUGGUUUGACAAGAGAAGCAGCGGCUCUUCAUGCAGAAAGAAAGGCAAAACAAGAAAUGCAUCUCCGAUCCCAAGAAGUGGUGAAAUAUUGGACUAAUACAUAUGCGGGGAUGAAAGAACAGAAACUUAAAGCUAAAAAAAAACGUGAUGAAGAAAUUGAAGCUGAAAGACAAAUCCUGGAUCUGGAGGAGGAAAUCCACAAACAAGGAGAAAGAAAAAAGGCCAUUGAAUAUGCAAAGCAGUAUCAGUUUUACCAGACAGAAAGAGUGAAGAACUUUCAUUCAGCACUUCUUCUCAGUAGAGUUAUGAAAGAACGAGAUGCCCAGGUUGAAUUCUGUAAGAGUAAGAUAAGACCAGAUACUCAGUGGGAAGAACAACUGAAACUCAACACUGAAAAAGCUUUUAAAGAAGAACAAGAAAAAGCAGAAAAACAACGCAGAGAAAGAAUGGCUCUUGCCAAGGAGCAUCUAAAACAAAUAAAGGAACAUGAAGAAGAAAAAGAAAGGAGGAAAAAACAUGAAGAAAAAGAUGCCGAGGAGAUAAAGCGACAAAAUUUAUUGUAUGAAGUAGAAAUGAGAAAAAAACUAAAAAAGAAAAAAGAAGAGAUAGAUGAAAGCAGAAAGCUGUUUUUUGAACAUAUGUCUGAUAAAAACAUCAUCAAAGCUGUCGAACAGCAGCAGCAAGAAGAGGAAGAUGAAAAGAUUCGAAUAUUUAUCAAAGCAAAAAAGCGUCUGGCACAAAUGAGGACAGAAAAAGAAGCUGAAACACACAGGCUAAUGGAGGAGCGGAGAGAAAAAAUAAAUCAUUUUCUGAGUGAACUAAUGAAAGAGAAACUUGAUAAUGAAGAUUUGAUUAUUGCUAAAGAUAUUGCAGAAGCCGAGGCUGAAUGGGAGAAAAAUGAAAAAGAAAAGUGUGAGAAAAAGAAAGCAGAUUUAAAAGCAAUUGCAGAACAUAGAACCAUUAUGAUGAAAAAUAAAGAGGAAGAAGAAAGACAAAGGAAAAUAGAAUCUAAACAACAGCUCCUGGCUGUCAUGAAAGCAGAUCAUAUUUUCAGGGAGCAGGAAAAGGAGAAAAAACGCAAAGCUGAUAUCGAACGCCGAGAAGUCCAAGAUGCCCAUAUUCACCAAAUGGCCAAAAAUAAAUUUAAUGCACUACAAGUGAAAGAAGCAGAAUUAGAGUAUUGCAGACAUAGUGAAACUCUUUUGGCUGAAAAGGAGAAAGAAUUUCAAGAUUAUGCCAGAGAAGUGAUUGAACUUGAAUCUGAGUCAACAAGUAAAUAUAUUUACCCUCUUGUAAAAGCUGUACAGGAAGGACCUGGAGGUGGCCAUGGACCAGCUUUUGUGGACAGAGGUGGAUUAAGACCCAGCUAUCAAGCAAAUGAUUUUGCUGGAGUCCAGCUCCCUUUUUAUAAUUCUCAGAAAUCAAAAUAUAAUUUACAGAAGUCUAAGGGAAGGUUAGGUUUUACAUGGUAGAAAAAUGUAAAGACUGAGAAGACUAAGUUGUAGCAAAUCUGAGCUACAAAUGUAAUAAAUAUAUUAGGUUAAUGUAACUGCUUUUCAUCUCAGGACUAUUGUGCCUGCUUUGCUUCUUCAUAGUAUUUCGGUUGAAGAUAUAUAAAACCUCACAGUUGACUUUUUUAUUGUAAAUACACGAGGUCAAAUUUUAUUCAAACUGUGCAUUCACUGGUAUCAAGUAUAUUCACAAUCGUACACAGCUAUACCUAUUCACUGCGCCAAGGGGAAUCAGUGUACCCACUAAACCAUCACUCCCGUCUCCCUCUCAACAGCCUCCUGCACUCACGCAUCAGCUUUGUGUCUAGGAUUUGUCUGUUCUGUGUAUUUCAUAUAAAUGGAAUCAUAUCACGGGCUUAUCUUAGUAUGUUUUCAAGGUUCAUACAGGUCACACAAAAUACAGUAUCAUACUU